Molecule: messenger RNA, 1269 nt
Organism: Papaver somniferum (opium poppy)
Lineage: Eukaryota; Viridiplantae; Streptophyta; Magnoliopsida; Ranunculales; Papaveraceae
Product: basic 7S globulin 2-like
Exons: 2
Coding region: 1-1269 (422 amino acids)
Biological process (GO): proteolysis
Molecular function (GO): aspartic-type endopeptidase activity
Source: RefSeq, a predicted model, not a curated record
AUGUGCAGCAUUGCGUGGAAAUCCCCCAUCUUUGAAUCAAGCAAAGUAGCAAAUGGUAUGGCCGGGUCCUUUGGUCCUCCUUCUUCUCCUUCACGACCUCAAGGACUCAUCCUUCCUGUUUUCCAAGAUCAAUAUACUCUUCAAUUUGUUACCCAAUUAAGCCAAGGAACUCCAAAAGUCACCUUAAAUGUUGUCGUUGAUCUCGGAGGUAAGUUCUUAUCUGUCUAUUCCAGUCAAGGUUGUUCAUCAGUAUCAAAGAAACCGAUCCGUUGCAAGUCACCUCAAUGCUCACUAGCCAGACAAUCAGUUGAUUAUGUACGUUGCCAUAGCAAUACAUGUGACUUUUACACAACCAGUCCAAUAACACAUUCAGCAACCAAGAGUGAGCUCUUUUCAGGUGUUGUAACUGUACAAUCAAGCGAGGUUCGGGAGCCAAUAUCUGGGGCAUGGAUUGCAGGUCCAAAUCUUACCGCUCGUGGGUUUGCAGUCAGUUGUGGAACAACUACUAGUGUCCUGCAUGGACUAGCUAAGGGUGCUAAAGGAUUAGCUGGUCUUGGACGUUCAGGACUUUCCUUGGUUUCUCAAUUUUCAGCUGCUUUUCAAAUCCCUGAAAUAUUUGUUCUAUAUUUAUCACGAUCUGAAAAUGGUUUCAUAUAUUUUGGAAAUGAAACAUAUCUUUUGCAAACCCCUCUAUUUUAUACCCCUCUAUUGGUCAACCCAGGGUUUAGUCGAGGUUCUUUGGCUGCUACUGACAGUGAUUACUUCAUUGAUGUGAAAUCUAUCGAGAUAGACGGUGAAAAUGUCCCCAUAAAUAAAGAAUUAUUGUCCAUUGACAAGAAAAAUGGAGUUGGAGGAACAAAACUUAGCACUGUAGUUCCUUUCACUGUUAUGGAGACAUCAAUAUACAAGGCUUUCAUUGGUAUUUAUAUAAAGAGAGCUAAAGCUAUGAAUUUUCUCAGGGUUGCUUCGGUUGUGCCUUUCAGUGCUUGUUUUAAUGCAUCUACAAUGCCUACGGGAGUGGGAGCAUUAACAUUUUCCAUACCAAAGGUCGAUCUUGUCUUGCCCAACAAAUUGAGAUGGCAGAUGACUCGGCCAGAUAAUAUUUUGGUUUAUCUUCCGGGUAAUUUGGUGGUGUGCUUGACAUUUGCAGAUGGCGGUGCAAAACCGAGGACUUCGAUUGUUAUUGGUGGGAAGCAGUUGCUAUACACCGUUCUACAAUUCGAUAUUCCAAGAUCAAGAUUAGGAUUCAGUGCAGGGCUUCAAGUCUGA